Messenger RNA from Penicillium cinerascens, 3156 nucleotides. It is a transcript of the gene kin1, whose product is annotated as putative serine/threonine protein kinase Kin1. Bases 1 to 3156 code for a protein of 1051 amino acids. NCBI's taxonomy places the organism in Eukaryota, Fungi, Ascomycota, Eurotiomycetes, Eurotiales, Aspergillaceae. Gene Ontology annotation, biological process: intracellular signal transduction; microtubule cytoskeleton organization; protein phosphorylation. Gene Ontology annotation, cellular component: cytoplasm. Gene Ontology annotation, molecular function: protein serine/threonine kinase activity; ATP binding; tau-protein kinase activity. The record is from RefSeq and is a predicted model, not a curated record. The transcript is spliced from 3 exons.
AUGUCGGCCCCGGCUCCAGCGUCGACGUCGCCGACGGUCGUGCGCAGCCAUUCAACUUCAUCCCGCCCCCCUCGACCUGCUCAGUCCGAUCUCCCCCAUCGGACGCGCAGUGUGGCGGUCCGAUCGACCAACUCCUCCCAGCCCCCUCCACAGAACCAGUAUUCACACUCCAAAACCCCCUCCCAUGACCGUCGUCCUCCUUCCAACUACGCUGCGCUCGACAGCGUCGCCCGUCGGGACUUCGAGGCUUCCAAUGUUGCCAGAAUGCCGUCUCGCCGUGAUCCCUCCACAGAGCGCUCGCAGGAACGCCCAUCCACCGCAACCCGGACCGAAUCCACCCGAAAACACCAAAGAAAUCCCUCAACACACUCUCAUCAGCGAGAGAGGAGUGACAUGGUGGGAACGGCCGCACCGGACCGCUCUGCCGACUCGUCGCAGCAUGCGACCGGAACACAUGGGACCCCGACUGCCGCCGCACAGCCCCGGCGCCGUACAACAAUCACGACGCCGACAGGCCAAUGGGCCCUUGGGAAGACUAUCGGUGCGGGUAGCAUGGGUAAAGUGAAGCUAGCCAAAAAUAUGGAAACCGGAGAGCAGGUCGCUGUGAAGAUUGUCCCGAGACUUUCGACCGAGGAACACCGCAACAGUCGCGAAUCGGAGAGAGCUGACCGCUCGAAAGAAAUCCGAACAGCUCGAGAGGCCGCCAUUGUCAGCCUCACCAGCCACCCAUACAUCUGCGGGAUGCGAGAUGUUGUGCGAACCACGUACCACUGGUACAUGCUCUUCGAAUAUGUCAAUGGGGGCCAAAUGCUGGACUAUAUCAUUUCCCACGGCAAAUUGAAAGAGAAGCAGGCCCGCAAGUUUGCUCGCCAGAUCGCCAGUGCACUGGAUUACUGCCACCGGAACAGCAUCGUACAUCGAGACUUGAAAAUCGAGAACAUCCUGAUCAGCAAGACGGGUGAUAUCAAAAUUAUCGACUUUGGUCUCAGCAAUCUGUUUUCGCCAAGAAGCCUUUUGAAGACCUUCUGCGGCAGUUUGUACUUUGCAGCUCCCGAACUGCUCCAGGCAAGACAAUACACCGGCCCUGAAGUUGAUGUUUGGAGUUUCGGAAUUGUCCUCUACGUUCUGGUCUGUGGUAAGGUGCCUUUCGAUGACCAGAGCAUGCCUCAGCUGCAUGCCAAGAUCAAGAAGGGCGUUGUAGAGUACCCGCCCGGUCUCUCGACCGAAUGCCGCCACAUCAUCUCACGCAUGCUUGUUACGGACCCCAAGCAGCGUGCCAGCUUGAAUGAAAUUAUGAACCACCCCUGGAUGAACAAGGGUUUUAACGCGCCCCCAGAGAACUUCCUUCCUCACAGAGAACCUCUUCAGCUCCCAUUGGACCAGGAAGUGAUUGAGAAGAUGACCGGCUUUGAUUUUGGUCCUCCUGACUACAUCACAGCCCAAUUGACCAAGGUUCUGGAAUCGGAGGAAUAUCGACACGCAGUGCGGAACAAUCUUCGUGAACAGCCUGUCCCCUACCAAACUGAGAAGAAGCGUGGCGUGUUUGACUUCUACAAGCGACGCAACUCUGCUGCUAGUCGCGAUACACUAUCGGCACCAUCGGUGGAGGCAAUUCAGCUGGGCAAUGACCCCUUGAACGCAUACAGCCCACUGGUGUCCAUUUACCAUCUUGUCAAGGAGAAGAUUGACCGAGAGCGAACUGAGUCUCGACCUGGUGCCCUCGGCCUCCGUCCAACUGCCGGCAAUGUUCAAGUCCCCGUGUUGACCGCCCCGGAAGCUGCUCACACCAACCAGUAUCAACUUCCAGGAGAUAAGGACACCGGCCGACGGUCCCGUCCACGGGCCCGGACUCACGGCGAAGACGAAGUCACAGAGGGCAUGAAGAGCGUUCACACUUCGUCGCCUUCUGCGCACGCAAUGCCAAUUUCCUCGCAGCCCGAGACUCCCGCAAAGAAGGAAAGUGCCGCUGCGGGUCUUCUGAGACGCUUCAGCACUCGCAGAACCAAGGAUCGGAGCCGCGACUUCGAACGAGAGCGUGUCGGCAGCCCCAAUACUCCAACCUUGAACGUCCAGCCCCCUGCCGACUCGGCGUCUCCCUUGCAUCGUGGUUUCAGUGUACGAAGAAACCGACGGGCCGAGCCGUCCCCGACCUUUAUUCCUACAGGAGGAAGCCAGCCCCAGCAAGAUUUCCUUUCUGCUCCUGGCUCCACCGAGCAGACUUCAUCUUCGAACAAAUUUUUGGGACGAUCCACUAGCGUCAACUCCGCCGACUACCGACCUCGGAGAGCAGCCCGGGGGAGCGACGCAGACGCGUUGGAUGUAGAGCGCCAGCCCCCUUCAACCAGCGGGUCUGAUCAGGUUGCUCCGAAAGAAGCUGGGGUGCGGACUGGUGGCCGCAGCCAUACAGCCCGAACCAUGUCACUUGGUCAUGCCCGCCGGGAAAGCAUUCAAGCCCGCCGUGCCCGGCGGGAAGCUGUCCGGGAAGCCAAUCUCCCAGAGGAGACCGAUGCAGACAUCUCUGGCGCAGGAACCGCAUUGGAGAGUGCAAACGAAGGAGAAGACCUUUCCAAGCCAGUUUAUCUCAAGGGUCUCUUCAGUGUUUCCACUACCAGCAGCAAGCCCUUGCCGGUCAUUAGGGCCGACAUUAUCCGCGUGCUGAAGCAGCUAGCGGUGGACUAUGUAGAGAUCAAGGGCGGUUUCAGCUGUCGCCACGCCCCAAGCAUCGAUCUCGACAAAGUGAUCGAUGUCAGCCCGCCCAGUCCGGAUCGACAGGGCCAGGUUGCUCACCGCCGAAGAAUCAGCUUUGGUGGCCUUCUCGGGCAGGACGACAGUCGAGACGACAGCCGUUUGACGCAACCCAGGGUGCAACGACGCACCCAGGCCGCGCCAGACCGCAGCUUCACCACGAACUCGGACGGGUCCGAUGAAUAUGUUGCCCGGGAGCAGAUCCAAGGCAGUGUUGGUGAGCGAGUGGUCGGAGAGACCACCACCCGCGUCCAAAGCGACACCGGAGAGAAUCUGGUGCUGCGCUUCGAAAUCCUCAUUGUGAAGGUCCCCCUCUUCUCAUUGCAUGGCAUCCAGUUCAAGAAGGUCUCAGGCGGCAUGUGGCAGUACCGAGAGAUGGCAAAGAAGAUUCUCGAUGCACUUCGCCUGUGA